AAUUUUCGCCGAAACCGGUGCAGCAUUUGCUGCCAUGGCACGCCAUGCGCACUCCGGUUCUGAAGUUCCGUGGUGGGUACUUGCAGCUCUGCCGUGGCUGAUUUUGAUGCUGAAGGACUCGCCCGGGUCCAUGGAGUCAGAAGGGCGGCGACUUCACGACGCCUGUCGAGGCACAUUGGCCGAUGUGGAGGACUCUAUGAGUCCUCCGGCCAAGGUGGUGGCCAGGAACGAAUCUGGCGAAUUCCUCGAGGUGUAUGUGCCUUGCUGGCUCUGGGUGACGCCCUGCGACCAUGUGGUUUUGCCGCCGCAGGGGCUCACUUUCCAGCACCCCUUCGGGAAUUGGACUGCAGGAGCAGACAAGUUCCAUGCGGCCUUGGACCAGACCGAGCAUGCCUUUGGGAGCAUUACCAUCAUUUGUGCUGCGGUUUUUGCGGCGGUCAGCAUCGCCGUUGAGAUAUAUGGGUUUUUGCACCAGGAGUACGUGAAGGCUCACGAGACGAAAGAGCAGCGUAAGCUCCGGCAGCUGGAGGAGGAGGUGACUUUAAAGUAUGGGGUGAUGGAGCUUGACGAUGCAGACACUGAGGAGCAGCUGAUGCAGGAUCGUAGGGACCGACUGGAUGAGAAUGCGCCUGACUUCAUCGCACAAGGGAAUAUCUACCGGGUCCUGGCUGUGAUGCAUCCGCUGCCGAAGAUGAUGGUGAAUGGCCGCGUGAUGGAAGCAAUGUCGCUCUGGACUUUUCUGGGCAAUGCGCUGAAGGCCUUGAUUUGCUCCUUUAUGCAGCUGUCCUUGCCAGUUUCGAUCAUCAAGAACACGCUGGAAGAGUGGCAGUUCGAUGGUGCCAAGUCUCCCCUUUGGUUCAUGGAGAACUACAUGGUCUUCAUGGUCAUGUUUGCCUCCUUGGGAUCUGUGUGCGCCUUGUUCCAGGGCCGGGUCGUUCGCCAGAUCCGCAACGGUGCGGAGGGGAGCUUCCACAUCCUCACGCAUCGGACCACCGCGGGGGUGCAUGAGCAGCACGCCCUUCAGGCAUACUUGAAGGAGGAGCCGGACACGCUGGAGGUUUGGGAGGAGGAUCUGCUGAAUUACAUGCAUGAACAUGACGAAGAGUCAGACAGUAUUGAAGAUGACAACCGGCCGAACAAGAUGACACAGUUCUUCAACAUCAUGGUGUACAUGAUGACGCCCAAGCUUCGACUAGGCCUCCUGCGUCCGAAACUCCUGGCCCAGCGAGUAGCGCAGAAGUUGGACCAGCCAAGCCCGGAGACGGCGGCGAGAAGGAACCUGACCAGAAUGCUGGACGGACGCAGAGACAGCCACAGCCUGGGGAAGUCCAGCAGAGUGGCAUCCACUCAACUGCAGCAUGGGCUGCGAGAGGACGGAGCCAACCACAAGCUGUCGGGUCGCACCAAGAGCUCUACCAAUCAAAGCUACUCGCAGUUGUUGACGCAAGAUGAUGAUGAGUAUGACGAAGAUGAGCAGGAGAUGAUCGAUCUCUACCAGCGGAAUGCCCCCAUGCUCCGGAUCUUGGAUCGCGCCAACCGAGUUCUUUGGUGCUUCGUCUCGGAGGCGAUGACCAGCGCCAUGUCCCUCAUGCUCCAGUUUUGCAUGUUCAUGAAGGUGGCCACGUUCACGGGGCAAAUCGCUCAGAUUGCGGUCGUCGCUGUUUCGUUGUACUUUGUCUUUGACCUGGACACGCGCAUCUUUGAGGCAGACACCACCCUGCGGCUUCGAUAUCGCCAACACGUGAGGAAGCUGGUGGUUAAGACAAAGCCACGCUGGCCCGGAAAGUUUUUGCUGAGCAGCGCGUUCUUCUUCACAUGGCUGGCGCGGCUGGUCACCCCAAUGGCCUUGUACGGCAUCGUGAUCUUCGCCUGGAAGAACCGCAGGUGCCCCAACCUGGUGAUCGGCGGCUGCGGACUGGAUUGAACGAGAGGGUUUCACCACAUGUUUUCCGUCCAAAGGCUUUGGGCCUUUGGGUCUGUGGGUGUCGGGCCUGAAGGCCAGUCCCUUGGAGAUAAUUAUAUGUUGGCUCGGA
Molecule: messenger RNA, 2033 nt
Organism: Effrenium voratum
Lineage: Eukaryota; Dinophyceae; Suessiales; Symbiodiniaceae
Source: the annotation of a GenBank genome assembly